Molecule: messenger RNA, 606 nt
Organism: Phytophthora infestans T30-4
Lineage: Eukaryota; Oomycota; Peronosporomycetes; Peronosporales; Peronosporaceae
Exons: 4
Coding region: 1-606 (201 amino acids)
Source: RefSeq, a predicted model, not a curated record
AUGGCAUUUGGAGCUAAACAACUUCGCACAGAGUGUUACCUUCGGCAGCUACGUAUCGUUAAAAAAGGCCCGGACGCCAACGACCACAAGUCAGGAUAUGUUGCGUUAUUAAUGCAACAGAAGCGCGCGUUCAGCGAGAUGCAACGUCUAGGUGUGGAGGAAGGUCCGGCUGAACGCGGUGUAGUGGGUAACAAACGUCGUACUCGCCACUGCAUGCUACGGCUUUUGAAUGUCAUGUUUUCGGAUUUAUUUGCACACCGGCUUCAUGAAAUUGACGCUAGAGCAACCAGGGCCGACCAAGUUUUCACCGUUCCUCACGAAGCUGCAAAAUUACGAAAUAUGUGGAAGGAUAUUACUGGUCGUUAUGCUACUGCUGUGGCGAACUCUCAAAUUUCAGGCGUGCACGACAAUGAUUUCUUUUCUUUCUGCUCCGGAAAAAUCGACGUCCUGUACAUGCGUGAGUGGAUGCGUGAAAAACCUGGUUUGUUGGAGUCCGUAGAAGGGAAACUGCCAAAACGUGCUCGUUUACAUACAAUGGAGGGAUGUAGUGACAGCGACGACGACGAGGUUGGAGGAUCUCGUCAAUCAAAAAAACAACGCGCUUGA